GGCGCGCGCGUGGCUGCCGGUGCGGGCGCCCUAGCCGGCGGUGAUCGCGGGAUUUCUGACCCGGGAGAUGAGGGUCAGCAUCGUUCAGGAAUGGUGAAGCGUGUACCACAGCUGCGUGAGUGUCAGUGAUGGUGCCCCCCGAGCAGCUGCCGGGGCAGGAACAGUGACCCCAGGAGUGCCAGGCCAGAGCCGGGAGCCAGGAUGCGGAGAUGAUGCAUCUGGAGGCUCUGGCCUCCUUCCCGCCUGGGUGCUAGGAGCCGUCCCCGGGCUCCAGGCCGGAGCCCCGCUGCCCAGGGGCAUGGCCAAACCUUUCUUCCGACUCCAGAAGUUUCUCCGCAGAACACAGUUCCUACUGUUCUUCCUCACGGCUGCCUACUUGAUGACAGGCAGCCUGCUGCUGCUGCAGCGGGCCCGAGUGGCCCUCCCGCCCGGCCCACGGGCACCCGGCCCCCUGCAGGCCUUACCUGUGGCCGCCAUGGCGCUGGGGGUGGGCCUUCUGGACAGCAGAGCCCUGCACAACCCCCAUGUCAGCCCAGAGCUCCUGCUUGGCGUGGACAUGCUGCGGAGUCCCCUGACCCGGACCCGGUCUGGGCCCCGCUGGCUCCGGAGCCGCAACUCGGAGCUACGUCAGCUGCGGCGUCACUGGUUCCACCACUUCACUGGUGAUCCCCAGGGACCACCCGCCCUGGGCCCAGAGGCCCCCAGGACAGCCGCCAGCAGCCGAGGCACCUACGUGGGCUGCUUCAGUGACAAUGGCCAGGAGAGGACUCUGAGAGCGACUGUUUUUUAUGACCUGAGAAAGAUGACCGUCUCCCACUGCCUGGAUGCCUGUGCUGAGCGGUCCUACCUCUAUGCUGGCUUGGAGGCCGGUGCUGAGUGCUUCUGCGGGAACCGGCUCCCGGUGAUGAGCGUCGGGCCACAGGAGUGUAACCAGGACUGCAAAGGGGAGAAGGGCUCCUUGUGUGGGGGCGUGAGCCGGCUCUCUGUGUACCGCGUGGAGGAGCUGCAGCCCGGCUCCAGGCAGCGGAGGACCGUCACAUACCGCGGGUGCUUCAGGCUGCCAGAGAACACCACACACACCUUCCCCGAUGCCCUGCUACAGGCCAACGUGACAGCGGAGAUGUGUUCCGGGUUUUGUUCCCAGAAGGAGUUCCCCUUGGCCAUCCUUAGGGGCUGGGAGUGCUACUGUGCUUACCCCACCCCCCAGUUCAAUGUGCAGGAUGCCGUGGAUGGCUCGCUGUGCAGCCAGGAGCCAGAGGCACAGAGGCUGGCAGAGUACUGUGAGGUCUACCAGACGCCUGUGCAAGAUACCCGGUGCAUAGACAGGAGGUUUCUGCCCACCAAAUCCAAAGUGUUUGUGGCACUAUCGAGCUUCCCAGGAGCCGGGAACACCUGGGCGCGCCACCUCAUCGAGCACGCCACCGGCUUCUACACCGGGAGCUACUACUUUGAUGGGACACUCUACAACAAAGGGUUUAAGGGCGAGAAGGACCACUGGCGGAGCCGCCGCACCAUCUGUGUGAAGACCCACGAGAGUGGCAGGAAGGAGAUCGAGAUGUUCGACUCCGCCAUCCUGCUCAUCCGGAACCCCUACAGAUCCCUGGUGGCCGAGUUCAACAGGAAGUGCGCGGGACACCUGGGCUAUGCAGCUGACCGCAACUGGAAGAGCAAAGAGUGGCCGGACUUCGUCAACAGCUACGCGUCCUGGUGGUCCUCGCACGUGCUGGACUGGCUCAAGUACGGGAAGCGGCUGCUGGUGGUGCACUACGAGGAGCUGCGGCACAGCCUGGUGCCCACGCUGCGGGAGAUGGCCGCCUUCCUCAACGUCUCCGUGAGCGAGGAGCGGCUGCUGUGCGUGGAGAACAACAAGGAGGGCAGCUUCCGGCGGCGCGGCCGGCACCCGCGCGGCCCCGAGCCCUUCACCCCGGAGAUGAAGGACUUGAUCAAUGGCUACAUCCGGACAGUGGACAAGGCCCUGCGUGACCACAACGGGGCCGGGCUGCCCAGGGAGUACGUGCCCAGAUGAUAGGCCCCGGCCGUCUGCCCGCCCACUGAGAGCAGGGCGCCCCACCGGGCGGUGCCCACACUCAGGCGGAGCUGGCGGCCACACCUGGGCUGGACACGGGGCUCGUGUGGCCAACAGGGAGGCCUGCUAGGGGCCGCCUCCCUCCUCACUCCCGGGAGACCCAGACACCAGCCAUCGGUCCACCCGGGCCACACAGGACAGACUACCACGAGCGCCCACAGACGCUCACGCCCAGGCCGGCAGAGGCCAUCGCACGUGGACGCGGGCACGCAAUGCCUGGUGGGUGCCCCGCCUGGCGCUCACAGGCGCGCGCGCACCCCGGGCCCACGGAAGCCUGCUUUCCUGUCUGCAGCCGCUACCGCUUGCUUGUGAGGUCCUUGACUGCAGAGAAUGGGCUGGGCGGCUUCGGCACUGUGAGGGGCAGGAUGGCAGUGUGGGAGGGCUCACUGUCGCUGCUGCUGGGCCCUGCAGCCCAGUCAGGUGUCUUGACACGUCAUAAACACCUGUGGUGUGAACACCGGCACCACUCACUGCAGCCCUGGCCCACUUCUUUGCUGAUAGACUGAUGGCACUGAGGGUACCGUGUCCCCCAUGAACAUACCACCCUCAGGACCUGCCACAGUUCUGUGAACCCCUGGUUACUCUUUCCAACACGUGUGCUCCUUGGAGUGGGGCUCCCUCGCCUGGCUUCUUCUGUCCCCAGGGAAGAUGGGGAUUCGCAACAUGCCCCAGAUCAGGGUGUGGGGGACAGAAGACAGGGUGCCUGAGACCUGAGGGGUACAUAUGCCAGCAGGAGUGGGCUUGGGGAGGGUGUGGAGGGCCCAGGAGGAAUGGGGCUUGGGGAUCGCUGUGGCUCCUUACACCACCCAUAUCUACAGGACCUUGUUCCCUGUGGGUCCUGCUCUGGGGUCAUGAGGAAGGGGUACUGCAUGGCCCAUUAAUGUGGCCCUUGAA
Condylura cristata (star-nosed mole) is the source of this 2980-nucleotide messenger RNA. It is a transcript of the gene WSCD1, whose product is annotated as WSC domain containing 1. The record is from RefSeq and is a predicted model, not a curated record. NCBI's taxonomy places the organism in Eukaryota, Metazoa, Chordata, Mammalia, Eulipotyphla, Talpidae. Bases 299 to 2026 code for a protein of 575 amino acids. Gene Ontology annotation, molecular function: sulfotransferase activity. The transcript is spliced from 9 exons.